Molecule: messenger RNA, 656 nt
Organism: Talaromyces proteolyticus
Lineage: Eukaryota; Fungi; Ascomycota; Eurotiomycetes; Eurotiales; Trichocomaceae
Exons: 3
Source: RefSeq, a predicted model, not a curated record
UGAAGAGCGCCGGUCUGUUCUAUCGGAGAUUGAUGUCUGUUUGGCUGACUACGGUAAAAGAAUUCUCAUCAAAAAUUUACAGUGUCUACAGCUGAAGAGCUGAAGCGUAUUUUAAAACAGCCUGCCUGAUAGAUGUUGACGAAUGGUGGCAGAUUCCUACGUGGAGCGGACUGCCCGCAUGCUUCAAUUCAAGCCUGCCCAGCGCCGAGAUAUAUCCAGUUUGCGAAACUGGGUGGAAGGUAAUGCGUGUCUCGACAGGGAGGAGACAGCAUACCUUGAUCAUACCUCGGACCUGAUCAGUCUGGCUUCCACUAAUGACGUGGGCUGGUUGGAGGAGUGGGUAGAGGAUAAGCUGAUUUCUUAUUACAGAGGAUUUCGUGAGAAUCCGGCUCAUGAGGUCUCAACGGACUCGAAUGUGUAUAUCUAUUCCGGCUCCCUGACGAAACAGAUAGCUCACGCCAUAUUGCUGUCGGCGACGGCGUUCCUUUUAUUGGUACCUGCAAUUGCAUGUAGCACUACUACCAGUACCGCAUUCCGAAUGAUUAUUAUUAUAGUCUCUAAUCUCGUCUUCCUCUUUGCUAUGUCUAAUUUCUGCAAGCCGAAUUCCACAGAGCUAUUUCUAGCUGCAUGAGGGGUUUGCAGAUAUAUGACAAUCA